CCGGCAGAGCAAAGCAAGCAAAAAGGGGAAAAACUGUUCCGCCGGGCCGACGACGGCCGGGGCCGGCGAUGGAUCCUGCGCGAGGAGCGGAAUUAAAUAGCGCGUGACCCCCGAGGCGGGCAAAUCUGGAUGCUUCCUUCCGUUUCCACCUCAACCCGUCCCACCGCUCCCAGUCCCGGGACGUACGGUGACCCCACACCACACCACCACAACCCCUCCGUCCUCUUCGCGGCUGCGGUGCGGCCCCGGGAGUUCCUUGAUUCGGCGGGCAUCGCCAUGGGAGGGCGUCGCUGGCUAGCUGUGGUAACCUGACCUCGCCGCUGCAGCUCUGUAGGUAGCUAGUAUUCCAGAGGUGAUUUCUCCUCUCCUGAUCGACAGAGGGCAAAUCUGGUUCGUGACCCCCCAGUAUCAUAUCAGAGAGGGCCACGGUUUUGCUUAUCAAUGUGUUAGGAGUUAGGACCAAGUACUGGAGCUAUUUCGUGGUUCCGAUGGAGUCUAAGUGUGUGAACGACCAGGACACCUUGAUCGACCUGGAGAGUGGCAACGGCACUGCAGUGAUCAACCAUAGCAACGACCUGGAGAGUGGUUGCGUGUGUGCGUGCGCCAACGGAUGUCCGAGGGAUGACAGGAACAACCAGCACAUGGACUGCUCUUCACCGGCUUCGGACGCCGUUGCUAGAAGUGGAGACGACAGGAAGUCCGAGGGGGAGGAGAAGCUGGGCCUGGGCCUUCUGGACAGCUCGGGAGGGGACAAGGCGAAGAAGAAGCGGUCGAAGAAGAAGCCGCCGCGGCCGCCGAGGCCGCUGACGCCUACGCCGCUGGACGUCUCUGACCAGAAGCUCCUCAACGAGCUGAGCGAGCUUGCCGUGCUGAAGCGGGCGAGGGUCGAGCGGAUGAAGGCCUUGAAGAAGAUGAAGAACGCCAAGCAAGGGUUCUCGGGUGGCAAUCUGUGCCCCCUGAUCGUCACCGUUAUCUUCUGCGUCGUCAUUCUCUGGCAAGGUUUCUUCUCGGGACACGGGCCGGCGGUGAGCUUCCAUGGAUCACCGGAAUCGUCGAUCAGGGGGACGCGCAGCAGUCUGAUCUCCAUCAGGUUCUACAAGAACCAUUCCAACACGAGGCCACCACCAUUCAGCGAGACCACUGCAGCUCCCGAGUACGUCUGGAUCGGGGUUGUGCCUCGCCAGCCCCACUAUGGGAUCCGCCUCCGAACUUGAAGCGUAUGGACUAUUUAGAGGGUAUUUGGUUUGAUAAAAUUUAUUUUUUAAAUUUGGUGAAAUAGUCUAAUUUUUUAUGUUAAUACUAACUAACUAUGAGCAAUAAGGUGAUGAUGAAUCAACUCAUUACAUUCUACAAACCAAACAAAAAAGAGAGAAGUAAGAAAAUGAUGGAUCUAGGCUGACGCAUAGUGCUUAGGCACUCAUGAGGUGUUUUGGUUCACCUAACUAAAUGUUGGUAUGUGUUACAUCAAAUAUUUGAAUGCCAGUCACAUGUAUUAAAUAUACUUCAAUUACAAAACUAAUUGUAUAGAUAAAGAUUAAAUUGUGAGAUAAAUUUAUUAAUUCUAAUUAAUCCAUAAUCGGCAAAUACUUGUCAUAGCACCACGCAUGAGCAAUCUAUAGACUAAUUGAGUUUAAUAGGUUCAUCUUGUCCUUUAGUUCCCGUCUUCGUCUGUAUAAUUAGAUUAUUUAAUAUUUCUAACUAGCAUCCACAGUAGGGAUUAAAAUUUAGUGGCGAUAUCCAGACACCCCCUUCAGUUAGGAUGCUAUGCUUUUGAACAGUAGUGGGGGUGAGCGGGUGAGGUUCGGUCCAGAUUGCCAUCUUGUUGGUGACGGCCUUCACUCUUCUCAACUCUAGUUGGGAUUUGGGAAUCAUCCGGUACUAUAGACAAAGGCACAAUAUACAUUUUAUUCCUUACUCAUAGCCCUGAGUUGUUACUUCGCAAUAUUAAUGUGAAAUUUACAACGGUGUCGUUUCCCUUGUUUUCAGCUGAUGGUCGAAUAGGGCACAUCUCUUCACUUAGCUCUGGCAGCACUCUUCUGCGCCUCCAGCUUUUUGUAUAUUGUGUCAAUCUCAGACUGCAUGCAAAAGACGCUGGAUUAGAACUACUGAAAAGCAACAAAUUGUCUUUAUUUAUAUGCAUUCCAUACCUGGUAAUAGUUCAGCAUAUUCUUUCUCUUCUUCUUCAUUGUUGCAGUCACCAAAUCCCUCUCGAUGUCAAAAGGCACAGGAUCCAACACUACGCCUUUGAUGUACUCGAAGCCUCGUAGCUGAUUUGCGGCAUGCAAUAAGGGUUACCAUAUAUAAAACUAUAGAUCUGAAAUACAGUGAAAGUUUGAAACACAAGGAGUCUACAGAACUAAGAUGUUUUCUCUUCCUGUUUCUUGUACAAAACAGAAACAAGCUACAUUCAAUACUACAUUACGAUACUUUAAGGUGAA
This is a messenger RNA of Zea mays, 2438 nucleotides long. RefSeq lists its product as uncharacterized. The transcript is spliced from 4 exons. Bases 489 to 1214 code for a protein of 241 amino acids. The record is from RefSeq and is a predicted model, not a curated record. NCBI's taxonomy places the organism in Eukaryota, Viridiplantae, Streptophyta, Magnoliopsida, Poales, Poaceae.